AUGGUUCGAGAGAGCGCAAGACUAAAGCAGAAAGCGGCUGACGAAGCUGCGGCUGCGGGCUCAACUCCGCAAGUUCUUCUCGUCAAUCCCACUCUCCUAGCAAACUGGCCCGCUCAUCCGACGACGCCAGCAGAGUUCAAUGCAUGGAUGGUCGAAACCAAGGCUGCGCUGCUGAAAUGGCUGAACGAAGCCGCUGCGCAGGCUCGAGAUCCAGAUAUUAAGGAUAAGAUCGACGAUUACGAGAAGGAAGCUAGGGAAAGAUGGCUACCGUUCGAAGAAGAGACUGAUGUAGAAACCGGCGAAAUUCACGACCCGAUACGGCGCGCGGAGAUGGAUGAAGCUGUGGUUGAAGAGAGGAAGAAUUGCUCAGAACUACACAAAACACAUGAGACGUGGAGGAAGUUCGUUGAGUAUAGACACGCGCUGCAAGCGUGGGAAGACUUCUUGUACUACCAAAAUGUGUGGAAUAGAAGGUAUUAUGUACCCGGGAAGAUAUACUCAGAAGACCCGAAAGGGAAAAAGGGCCCAGCAUCACUGGAGACAUCGAAUGAAAGAGCUAGAGGAGAAAGCGAAAAGCCAGGAGAAAAAGCUCCCAAAAAGACUAAAGGCAAAGCCAAAGCCAAAGAUGCCCCCGUGGGUACUCCGGAUCAAGAAAGCACGAACCGAACAGACAUCGAAUACCACAACCAGCCCUUCCAAGGUAUAUACAACGGUUGGAUGUGGAAUAUGAUCGCCCUGUACCAGCAGGCUCGUCUAGGCUAUCGCAAGCGCAUCCCCGCCGUCGUUGCACCCCAGGAUGCGCAUCGAUACUCUCAGCCGCCCCGUGGUACCACACCACAAGACACACCAAGCUACCAACAUCGCCAUCGCCACCUUGAAGAAAGAUUUCCCCGCAGAAAAAGGAAGCAAAUCGAUACCAACGAAGUCGAAGAACGGUGUCGCAGAAAAGCGGAGCGUAAGCUCGAUAUCCGACUCGAAAGAGCCCGUAGGAUGGAGCCGAUCACAUGGAGCAUUGACGAGAAGGCCUACGAAACCAUGAAAGCCGAGAAAGAAACCGAAUACAGCCAAAACCCACUGACCAUAUCUCUCCUCCCAGACGACCACCAAACCCACCACGGCAGUCUAGAAACAAGUUUCAACUGGCCCACAUCCUUCGACACCCCCGUCUCCACCAUCCUCAAGACCACAAAAACGCGAGACCACGUCUACGAACCUCUCAGCGACCCCGAGCACGACCCCUCCGACCCCAAAAGCAGAAAGAGGUUUCUGGGCUACAAGAAAGACGAAAACGGAGAGCGUAUCAAGAAAAUCGAUAGCCGACCACACUACCAGCGCGAAACAAUCAUGCAAGAAGGCCUCGUCUUCCAACACCAAAUGCGCGCCGAUGGAACGGUCAAAGGGCGAAACCGCACCGGUGAAUGGAUAGGAGAUUGGGUACCGGGUCAGAUAGCGACACCCGUUUGGGUUUACGAUGAGGACGGGAACCGUAUUCUCUUACCGCCGCGAUAUGAAUCGAGGAAUAGAUUUUCUACUUUCCUCGUUCGAGAAUCGCAUAUCAGGGAGACGCGGCGCCAGCGCCAUCAAGAUGCAGAGAGGGAGUAUGAGGUAUCGGAUGAUGAGGACGAGGGCUGUGUACACUCGAAUGCCAAUUUCUCGAGGUCGGGGAAUGUUAAUCCCGAUUUGUUGGGUAAUCCUUGGGCGUACAACCUCGAUAGCGGCGGAGAAGGGGAAGGUGCUGAUCACCCGGGUGAUAGCGAUGACGAUGAGAGUGACGAUGACGGCGAUUUGUUUGCGGAGUCGUAUAGGGAGUGCUCGGAGAGUCCCGCGACGAGACAAGCGCGGUUGUUGUUGGAGGAUAUGCGGGAGAGGUUUGGUGUGCUUGAGAGCUGGACUGUGGAAACUGUUAGAGAUUUACAACGGGACGGUAAUGACGGUUCCGUGGUUGUUGAAGAUGAGGAGAUUGUUGAUUGGUAUAAGAGCGAGACGGAGAGGCCGUAG
Molecule: messenger RNA, 1998 nt
Organism: Alternaria triticimaculans
Lineage: Eukaryota; Fungi; Ascomycota; Dothideomycetes; Pleosporales; Pleosporaceae
Exons: 1
Coding region: 1-1998 (665 amino acids)
Source: RefSeq, a predicted model, not a curated record